This is a messenger RNA of Lycium barbarum (goji berry), 1766 nucleotides long. RefSeq names its product trans-resveratrol di-O-methyltransferase-like. NCBI's taxonomy places the organism in Eukaryota, Viridiplantae, Streptophyta, Magnoliopsida, Solanales, Solanaceae. Bases 463 to 1536 code for a protein of 357 amino acids. The transcript is spliced from 2 exons. The record is from RefSeq and is a predicted model, not a curated record. Gene Ontology annotation, molecular function: protein dimerization activity; S-adenosylmethionine-dependent methyltransferase activity; O-methyltransferase activity. Gene Ontology annotation, biological process: methylation.
CAAUGCAAGUUGUAGAAACCCAAUAAUUUUGAUUGGGCCAAAGUUUGGAAAGUUAUCCUAUAAAUAGGAGUCCGUUUCUAGCAUUCAAAUACACCAACAAAGAGAGUAAUACAGAGAGGGUUUGAGAGAAGUUCACAGUUGUAGAAAAUAGUCUGUGAUGGAAAAUAAAGUGUGUGAGUGGAUGUUAUAGUGAGGUGUUUCGUUAUUUUUUUUUGGGUGUGGUGUAGUCUUACCAAGUUGUAAUGUUUUUCACUAUAGUGGUAUUAUAUUGCUUCUCUUGUGUAUUGUACUUUAUCCUCGUUAAAAGAUUAUUCUCUUGUUCUUGCUAUUUAAUGUGGAUAUUAUUCUGCGUGGGAUUAUUAUUUUCCCAACAGUCUCUCCUACAAGUGAAUCUUCCUUGAUUUUUCUUUGUAUAUCAAGACUACAUAUUUAAGAAGAAAAAGAGCAGGGCAACUCUGAUCAAUGGAGGCCAAUGAUGUUCCAACAGCCAGUGAAAUGUUCCGAGCUCAAGCUCAUAUCUACAAGCAUGCCUUCAGUUUUGCGAAUUCCAUGGUUCUUGGUUGUGCAAUUCAAUUAGGCAUACCAGAUGUAAUUAAUAAUCAUAAGCAACCAAUGACUCUGUCUGAGUUGGUCUCGGAGCUGAAACUUCCUGCUACAAAAUCAAAUGGAAUUCAUCGAUUGAUGCGCCUAUUGAUAUAUUCUGGCUUCUUCGCUACUAUUAAAAAGCUUGAUGAAAAUGAAGAAGGGUAUGUUCUUACAGCUUCUUCUAAGCUGCUUUUGAAGAGUGAAAUCCCAAAUUUGUCACCUUUGGUUAGAGCAAUGGUUGAUCCUGUUAUGGUGAAUCCAUGGCACUCUUUGGGGGAUUGGUUUCUUGGAAAUGAAACCAACCCAUUUGAAGCAGUACAUGGUGCACCCAUGUGGGAAUUAUGUGACCAAAAUCAAAGAUUCAACGAAGUUUUCAAUGAGGGAAUGGCUAGUGAUUCCCAAAUGAUGCGUUUGGUUGUAAAGGACUGCAAACAAGUUUUUGAAGAGGUAGAUUCCUUGGUUGAUGUUGGAGGUGGCACUGGUGUUAUUGCUAAGACUAUUUUGGCUGCGUUCCCUCGUUUAAAAUGCACUGUGUUAGACCUCCCUCGCGUUGUUGCUAACAUGCCAGAGACAGAAAAUAUGAAGUAUGUGGGAGGUGACAUGUUUCAGUCAAUUCCCUCUGCUGAUGCCAUUUUGUUUAGGCAUGUUAUGCAUAAUUGGAGUGAUGAGGAUUGUGUGAAGAUGCUAAAAAGAAGCAGAGAAGUUAUCAGGGAUAAAGAGGAUGGAAGUAAAGGGAAGGUUCUUAUCAUUGACAUAGUAUUGAAUAGAAAUGAAGAAGAAGCAGACAUAACAGAAGUGAAGCUCAUUUCUGAUGUACUGAUGAUGGUGCUUCUCAAUGGAAGGGAGAGAACUGAGAAAGAAUGGGAAAAGUUAUUCCUUGAUGGUGGCUUCAUGAGCUACAAAAUUACUUUUGUCUUUGGCAUAUGGUCCCUCAUUGAAGUUUUCCCUUAAAAUAAUAUGUUCCUUAGUUUGUAUGUUUUUUUCAUUGAGUUUAAGUUCUAAGUACUGAAUGUGUGAACGUAUUCAUUCAAUCAAGUUAUAUUAAGAUAAUUACAUGUAAGUUUUUAUUAUAGAAGACGUAUUACAGGUUGUUCUUCUGCAUAAAGAAGUCCAUGGACGAUUAGAAUUGUGGAUUAUUUUUUUUCUUACUCUGUUAAUUUAAUAAUUACUUCUAGUUGUUG